This is a messenger RNA of Larimichthys crocea (large yellow croaker), 1097 nucleotides long. Its product is annotated as transcription factor SPEECHLESS-like. The record is from RefSeq and is a predicted model, not a curated record. Lineage: Eukaryota; Metazoa; Chordata; Actinopteri; Sciaenidae. Gene Ontology annotation, molecular function: protein dimerization activity; DNA-binding transcription factor activity, RNA polymerase II-specific; RNA polymerase II cis-regulatory region sequence-specific DNA binding. Gene Ontology annotation, biological process: regulation of DNA-templated transcription; spermatogenesis. Gene Ontology annotation, cellular component: nucleus. Bases 307 to 747 code for a protein of 146 amino acids. The transcript is spliced from 4 exons.
GAAAUAAUGAACAGAGCGACCCUGAAUGCCCCGCUGACAUUUCAUCUGAAGGAGAGUUCAUCACGACACAUUUACUGCCUCAUAUUUACUGUCAGACAUCACUGCAUCACUGGACCAGAACCAGAACCUGGACCUGGUAAAGUCUGGGUCUCAUUAAAAACUCGCCUGUCUCAGAGAAACAUUUGUCUUUCUGGACUCAAACACACCAGGUGAAAACACUUCAUGUGAUCAGGAAGUGUUUCCACCUGGAGGACAGGAGCCGAUGUGGACCCUGCAGAAGAAACAGGAAGUGAGGAAGCAGACAGGAUGGAGCAUCACUUCAAUUCUGGUCCUGUUGGAGACCAAAUCCUGUCCACCAUUGACUCUGACGCUCUGCUGACUGCUGCCUCACCUGAGGAGGAGCAGCAGGAGGAGGAGGAGGAGCAGGAGGAGGAGGAUGGUGAUAAAGGUGUGAUGAAGACGAGCAGCUGUGUUCUUCUGGAGCGACGACGCAGGAAACGCAUCACUCAGAGCUGCAGCACGUUGCGACAGCUCGUACCCACAAUCCACGGCGUUCACGUUGACAUGGUAACCGUGCUGGAGACGACGGUGGCUUUCCUAAAGACGGUCCAGGAAGUAGUCCAGGCCGAAGACCCAAAACUACAGCUGUGUCCUCCUGCUGAGACUGUUGCUGAUUGGCUGCUGCAGAGUCAGGAGAGCAGGGAGUCUGGGCACAAGAUGGCCGCUAAGAAGGAGCUGACCAGGUGAGCUCACCUGAAGAGACGUCAGGCACAUCAGGGUUGAAGUGCUUCCUUCAGGACCCGAGACGUCCAGAAGACAACGAACCAGAGACGAGCAGACAGACAGCUGUCUGUCAGCUUUAAAUGACUUCCUGUCUUUCUUUCGGCAGCUUCCUGUUUGUUUCUAACAUCAUCAUGCUGGUCGCCGUGGUAACUAGACCAGUCCAGGGUCCAGUCAUGACACUGGUUCUCUAACAUUAAUGGUACUGACAGCAGGAACGGGUUCUGACUGUCAAAGUUCAGUUUGGAGUUUGAGUCUUUUAUUUUGAAGGAACUGAUUUCUGUUUGUAAACAUAACAAAAUAAAAGUUUAAAUCAA